CGAACACAUUCGGUUUAAAAACCGCGGCGUGACGCAGCGGGCAGCGGGGCAUGGCGCCGUGCGCCGCGCCGGGCCUGGGCGCCGCCCGCCGGGGCCGCGGGCAGCCGCGGCGGUGACACAGCGGCCGCCGGGGAUGGACGGGGAGCGCUCCGCCGGCCGGGAGAGGGGCGCGGGGAGCCCGGCGGACUUCGUGGCUCUCCUCCCCCCGGAGGUCAGCUCGCGCAUUUUCGGUGACCUGGACGUCGAGAGCUUGUGCCAGGCGGCCGUGACGUGCAAGGGCUGGCAUCGCGUCAUCGAGGGCAACGACCGCUUGUGGAGACACCACUGCUUGAGCGUGAGGGCGGUCUGCCAGCGGGAGAUCGACUGCGAUCGAGGGAACGGCUAUUCCUGGAAGAUCACAUUGCUGAGAAACUACUGGAAAAGCAAAGUGAAGCAAGAAUGGCUGAGUGGGAAAUACAGCAACAUUCUUGCACAACACAGCUUGCCAGAGAAAAGCAUGUAUCCAAUGGAUGUUGAGACAUGGGGAGAAAUCCUGGAAGCAGAACUGGAGAGAUGAGAAACCAAGAACCUUCUAUCAACAACUCACAGACUGCCCAACUUGUCAAUAUUUUACCAUUGAAGAAUGAGUUUGUUUGCAAACGUAAGCUGAAGGCUUCUCAGAAAGUGAUGUCCUUUUCUUUAUUUGCACUUUAUCUUUUGCUGUACAAUUCUAAAUAUGACUAAAUUUUAAGUUGUAAUUUAAUAUUUUUUAAUGUAAUGUUCUGCUGUACUGUCAAAUGAUUGUACUUUCAGUUUGCACUUUUCAUUUUGGAAGAGAAGACUUUCU
This is a messenger RNA of Colius striatus (speckled mousebird), 826 nucleotides long. It is a transcript of the gene FBXO48, whose product is annotated as F-box protein 48. The record is from RefSeq and is a predicted model, not a curated record. NCBI's taxonomy places the organism in Eukaryota, Metazoa, Chordata, Aves, Coliiformes, Coliidae. Gene Ontology annotation, molecular function: protein binding. Gene Ontology annotation, cellular component: SCF ubiquitin ligase complex. Gene Ontology annotation, biological process: SCF-dependent proteasomal ubiquitin-dependent protein catabolic process. The coding region runs from base 134 to 556 and encodes 140 amino acids. The transcript has 2 exons.